GGUGGGAAUUUAGUUCAAGAGCCUCCUCACGACAAGACCUACUAAACGCUGAGUAAAGUUUAUUGUCUUUUAAAGUUUUCGCACAGUUUUGCAUCAUCAUUUAGAUCAACUAGUCAUAUACAUACACAUUGCACAUAUGUAAGUACUACACAGUUACCAAUCACCACCAAUGAAAUGUCAGUUAUUAUAUAUAUCUAUAUUAUAUGGCCGUGAACAUCUGAGAUUGAGAUGGUUUUGGAUUUUUCAUAUGGCUCAUAGGUGAUGAUAAAAAAUACAUAUCGUGUGUGCGCAAGAAAUCCAUUGAUUAUCAGUCAGAGAUAACAAAAUGCACAACCUCACUAAUCAUCACUUUCUGUUUAUCAUCUCACUGAAUUAGAAAAAUCGCAAGUAGUAAUUCAACGUCUGUGUUUUAUGUGCGAAUGAGUAAUAAUUAUUACAAUAAUAAUAAUAAAUAAAAAUUACAAUAAUUAUAAUUAUAAUAAUAAAUAGAAUAGGAGAUAAAUAAUAAAUAAGAGUAAAAGGUAAAAUUGUCAGUUAUAACGACCAACGUGUUACGACACGUCCAGCAAACGACAAAAAGUAAAAAAAAAACUGAGGCUAAAAGAGAGCAAAGUGAUGGGAAGAUGGUGAAAAAGUACUACGGUCACUGGCAUGGGUUCGCAAUCGUUAGAAAUAUUGAGACAAGGUGUCUGGGCGAGCUUGACAGGAGGCUGGUUUUACGAUCCACAUCUAGAUGUUUUUUCAAAUACAUUUCAUCUUUACGUAUGGCUCUUCUUACUGUGUUUUCCCUUUACUAUUUAUCUCUUUUUACCUCCCACGUUUUACGUUUGGUUGGCAUACUGCGCAUCUAUCUUGAUGCUAUUUGGAACAAUAAAAUGUGUGAAUCAUGCACUUCAUUGUGUUUACGACACGAGCGAGUACCUGGAAGAACCGGGACCAUGUGUAAGCCAAAAGAAGUCAGAGAGCGAAAAGCAACGUGCGGCUCGUAGUAAAUGCCAGGAUCGGUGUUCAGAUCAAGCUGAUCUUGGCAUUGAAUUGCAAGUAUUAAAUGGGAAAACUGAUACACCUCCUGUAGAAUGUUCAUCGAGAAAUUCAUACAUCGAACAAAAUGCACCGAGUGCUGACGCCGAUAGUAUUACUUCGGACUAUAAUCGUGAUAAACCAAAUUCUACGAUAGAUUUAAAGGUUGAAAUUCAUCGAAAAAAUAGCUCGGAAAGUUCUGAAGAAGCACAACAGUUGAGUAAACCAACUGUGACUAGUAUAAAUGUCCAAGACGCUGAAUUAGUUUCUACGCAAGAACGUGAACCAAGACUGAGAACUAAAAUUAAUGAUUGGCGAUCAACACAUCAAACGUGUGUUGUACAAAUAAAAGAUCGUCCGGGUACACGUAAAUUGUGUAGACAUGCAUCUGAAGAUUCUCAAAGUCGGCAUACAAAUCAGGGAACACUCGGCAAAACUGGGUCUGAAAGUCGUAUUAAACAGACAAGUUCUCUGGAAUUGGAGCAACAUGGCGAAGACUAUCCUUAUUGGAAGUCUAAUCAAAGUGUUCGUCGACUUGCAUCUAACUCUAUACCCAUGGAAACUCAUCUUACAACAGAUCAUCCUCAGAGUUUAGAGACUAUUUCAAAGAAAAAAGAUUUGGAUAAAAUAAAAAUGCCCUCACAUCCACAGUCACUGGAGGUGAUAGCGAAAAAACUUCAUCAACAGCUAGUGCAUCCUCAGAGUUUAGAAACAAUUGGUGCUACUAGUAAAAAUGUAGAUGCUUCUGACGACAAUAAUUUACCUCUUCAUCCUCAGAGUUUAGAAACAAUAAAUACUAAGAAGAUAUUACCACAAAAUACUUUAAAAAGAAAUCAACUUCAACUAUUACCGUAUUUAAGUUACGGUUCUGAAAUAGUUCAUCCAAUAGCCGAACAAAGUGACGAACAAUUUGCUAAUGAUAGCGCCGGGGGUUAUAGUCUUAGAGAUUCUUACAGUCCUUUACUUACAAGAAAAACAAUAGGUGAUAGUAGUACCUGCUCUAAUCGCGACCGAAGCUUAAGUGCCGGUGGUUUCGAUGAUAGAUUUUCUAGAUUUAAUGGGGAAAUAGCAAUAGAUAAUGACUCAGCAAAUUCGCGAGAAGCUCUUCUAGAUAAAGGAAAGUCAUCGUUUAGUCGAAGAUUUAGUAAUGGCAGUCAAAGUAGUCAUGAUUUGUCAGAUGGCGAUAGAAGAAAAGAAAUACACGAGGAUACUGUUAAUAGGGUUGAUGAUCUCGUUAACUCUGGCAGUAUCGUCGGGCUUGAUUGGCUGUUUGAGAAUGAUGAGUGUACUGCUGAGUCUUGGGCCAAUAAAGAUUUUCACUCAAAAGAACCAGACUCUGGAUCUUCAAGUACAACAACAUUGAGUAUUGACAACGAAGUUAGAAAAACUCUGUUACCUUUGCCAAGUGCGACAGACAGUAAACGUCAUCAAGGAGCGAUACCGAAGCAGAACCGUCCAAAAGCAUGUCCAGAAAUAUUAAAUAAUUCAUUAAAUGUCUGUUCAUCAUUGGAAGCUUCAGCAAAUAAACCACGACGGACAAUUGAGUCGCGCCGUGACCGUGAUAGAAAACAAACAAAAGAUAAUAGUCAAUUUGAGCAGGCCAGUUCAAACAACGAAUUAAGUACUUUACUUUCAAAUCCCGCGCCUCCAUUACUGGCAGCUCUGCUUAAAUCAGAUACACAAGUUAGUGAAUCAAAUGCUCCUGAUAAUCCCCCGGCUGCUGUACGGAUUGAAAUUCCAGUGCCCAAUAUAUCAAGGAGAGACAGAACUAGAAGACUGAAACGUCAACGAGUUUAUCGUAGACCGAGGCAUGAAGAUAACUUGGGUGUUUUUACAGCUCUCGAAGGCUUGAUAUCCAAUGGAGACUAUCAUAUUGCAACAAAUCAUAAUGAUACGAGUGAAGGUGCCAUUCAUUAUUUUCAUGACGACAAUGGACGUUGGUUUGCGUAUAAAUUUGAUGAAAAAGAUCCGACUUCUGCUACAACAGCGCCGAUACCAUCUGGUCUCAAUGAUAAAUUAAUAAAUUCUUUGUUACAACAGCAACAGCAUCAGCAUCAGCAACAGCAAAGUCAACAACAGCAAUUGCAUCAACCACUACAACGUCGUAUUCCUCUUGAUGGUAAUUGUCUUACUGAUUCACUAAGUAAUAGUUACAGUAGUUUAUCUUUGAAUUCAGCUGGACUAACAUUAAUUAUUGAUACUCCACCAGUGUUAUCAAGUCCUGCCAAUAAUCAAACAAAAACCCAAAAUUCAUUGCCAGCGAAUAUUGUGUCAACAAAUACGGGUGGUAAUUCAAAUGUAUUUGAUCCAGGAAUGUUAUUUGAACGUGAUUUUUUCUUUCAAAUGCGUGCGACACGUAACUGUCGGAUACAUCAUCUCUUGGAGAACAUAAAUGUAAAUUCACAGCCACCUGAAAACCAAAAUCAAAUGGUAGUACUGCCAUUACCAAAUCAUCAAGAAACUGAUAUGAACAAUAGUUUAUCAUGGAAUAGAUUUAUUGAUGGUUUAGAUGGUCCAAAUGAUUCUAAAUCAAAGCCUACAAGGCAUUAUUACAAAUGGAAAAUAGGAAAAUUUCCUCAUGUAAAAAUACGAUUUGACAGAUUAUCUUUAUUAGCUUUACUCGACCGCAAUUUAACUGUUUUAGAAACUACAAUAUCAACAAUUCUUGCAGUCACUGUUGCUGGUCUUGGAUUACAAAUCCUGCAGAAAGGAUUUUAUCGUGAUAUAUUUGCUUUUAUAUUUUGCUUUGUCACUGCUGGAUGUCAGUAUUCGUUAUUAAAAUCAGUUCAGCCUGAUGCUGCAUCACCGACACACGGUUUUAAUCGUAUAAUUGUAUUUUCACGAUCUGUUUAUUAUAUUAUCGUCUCAAGUAUAAUUCUUAUUCUCAAUGAAUCACUGCACAACUUCAAGAAUUCCGAUUUUCAAGUAUACGGUUUACGUGUAACCGACUACGAUACAAUUAAUCAAGUUAAAAAUAUAUUACUUAUAUUUUUACUGGUAUUUCCGGUCAUUUUUUCCCUUGGACUUUUUCCACAAAUAAAUACAUUUCUUAUGUACAUCUGCGAGCAUCUAGACAUCCAUCUAUUUGGCGGUACUGCUACGACUUCUCUUGUAUCAUCAAUUUACAGUCUCUCCCGCAGUAUUAUAACAGUUGCGAUUUUGUAUGGAUUCGCUUACGGUGCACUAACAGAACCGAAAUCAUCACAGCACAUUUUGUUUUCAAUUUUUGCUGGCCUACUAGUUGCCAUAUCGUAUCACUUGAGUAGGUCAUCAUCUGAUCCCAGUGUGAUAUGGGAUAUCGUCAAGACAAAUUUGUGGCCACCGGAAAUGUAUCUAGAAGAAAUGGAAGCCAAAGUUAUUGAAAAUACAUCAAGACAAGAGUCAACACCAGCUACAACUGCUACAACAAUAACGACAAAUGUCAAUAAAGAUCCUAAGGUAAGAACAACAGGAAGAAAAAAAGAUGUCAAAAUAAAAGUUGGAGAACAAGUAACAGAUUGCGAACUUGUUGAUCCACUUCCACAAAAAUUACGGAGUACCGUAAAAGCGAGACUGAAAAACGAUCUAAUAGUUUGUAUAGUUAUCGGUGUGUUAUCAUUUAUCAUCCAUUGCUCGACAAUAUUCACAGCAUUGCAGUCACAGAUUAAUGAUGUACUUUGGGGAGUAGUAAGUUGUCUUGGUUUUAUUUUGCAUUAUAUAAUACCGCAGUUAAGAAAACAAUUACCCUGGUUAUGUUUAGCAAGACCAGUAUUAAGAAGUCAUGAACACGCGCAAUUUGAAGUGCGAGAACCCGUCAAAAUAAUGUGGUAUGAAAAAAUUUAUGUUUACUUGGGUUUUAUCGAACGAAAUAUACUUUACCCAAUAGUCUUCCUGUGGGCAUUGACGGAUUGUUCGUCAAAAAUAGUCGGCAAAUUUGGCGAAAGUGUUGGCGCAUUGAUAAUUGUCGUCUGUGGAUUAAAAUCACUCAGGUCAGCUUAUGCAGAUCCGUCGUCACGUUAUUUAGUGCUGGCGUUUUCACUGUUGUUUUUUCAGUAUGACUAUCGUGAUUUAAGCGAAACAUUUCUCGUGGAUUACUUCGUAAUAGCAAUAGCGUACGCUAAAAUUCAUGAGUUAUUAUUGAAGAUACGUUUUGUCGUUACUUAUAUUGCGCCUUGGCAAGUAACAUGGGGGAGUGCAUUCCAUGCAUUUGCGCAGCCUUUUUCAGUCCCACACUCGGCGAUGCUUUUUCUUCAGGCAACAAUUUCAGCUAUACUCAGCACACCAUUAAAUCCGUUACUAGGCAGUGCGAUAUUCAUAUGUUCUUAUGUAAGACCAUUAAAAUUUUGGGAACGUGACUAUAAAACACGUCGAGUUGAUCAUUCAAACACACGCAUGUCGUCACAUUUAGAACGCAAUCUUGGCGCUGAUGACAAUAAUCUCAACUCAAUAUUUUACGAACAACUGACGCGAUCUCUUCAGCACAGCCUCUAUGGUGAUUUAGCCCUUGGAAGAUGGGGUAAUGUUGAACAGGGCGAUUGUUUUUUACUGGCAUCGGACUACCUCAAUUGUCUUGUUCAUGUUAUACAAUUAGCCAAUGGUCUAGUGACUUUUCAAUUACGUGGGCUUGAAUUCCGCGGGACUUAUUGCCAGCAGCGUGAAGUUGAAGCGAUAUCUGAAAGUAUUGAGGAAAAUGACAACUGCUGUUGCUGCGAAAUGGGACAUUUUUCAAAUGUACUGAGUAUGAAUGCGGCAUUUGGACAAAGAUGGCUCGCAUGGGAAGUUGCCAGUGCUAAAUAUGUACUUGAGGGAUACUCAAUAUCUGAUAAUUCUGCGGGUUCAAUGCUUCAAGUAUUUGAUUUUCGUAAAGUACUUGUUACUUAUUAUGUCAAAAGUAUUGUUUUUUAUGUUAUUAAGUCGUUUAAAUUGAAACAAUGGCUUGACAAUACAGAUAUUACGGACGCUCUUAAACCAACAUUGGAAAAAAAUUUUGUCGACUUGGAUCCUGUUUUUAAUAUGAAUAUUGAUGAAGACUUUGAUUUUCGUGCAAGUGGUAUAUCAAGAAGUAGUUUUUGUAAUGUUUAUCUUGAUUGGAUACAAUUUUGUGCCGUAAAAGUUGAUAAAACACUUGAAAGAACACGUGAUUCUUGUCUUGUGUCACUGUGUUUAGCAUUGAGUCUUUUAGGCAGACGUGUACUUGGAGCAGCUUCUCACAAUACCGUAUCAAGUGUUGAAUUUUUUCUUUACGGUCUCCAUGCACUUUUCAAAGGUGACUUUAGAAUAACAUCAAUACGCGAUGAAUGGGUACUGCAUGACGUUGAUUUGCUAAAAAGUGUUGUCGCUAAAGGUGUUCGGAUGGCGUUAAAAUUACAUCAAGAUCAUUUUAUGAGUCCUGAACAAUACGACGAUCCUGCAGCGUUGUAUGAAGCAAUCGAUAAUCAUGACCGUCAUUUAGUUAUCAGCCAUGAAGCUGAUCCUCUGUGGCGUAAUGCUGUACUGAGUGGAGCACCAAGUCUUCUAGCAUUGCGGCAUGUUGUUGAUGAUGGCAUUGAUGAAUACAAAGUUAUAAUGCUGAAUAAACGUUUUUUGAGUUUUCGUGUUAUCAAGAUGAAUCGUGAGUGCGUACGUGGACUGUGGGCUGGUCAACAGCAAGAAUUAGUUUAUUUGAGAAAUCGUAAUCCAGAAAGAGGAUCAAUACAAAAUGCUAAACAAGCAUUGCGAAAUAUUAUUAAUAGUUCCUGUGAUCAGCCGAUUGGAUAUCCUAUUUAUGUGUCACCGCUUACUACUAGUUAUGCUGAAACAAAUGAACAGCUUUGUUCUAUUGUUGGUGGACCAUUUAGUUUAAAUACCAUUAAAAAUAAUGUACUAAAAUUAUGGAGAAAAGUUAGAAGAAGAUGUGGCGAAGGAUGUUCUUCUGGUGGUACUGGAUCUCAAGACGACGGUGGAUUUGGUAAUGACGGCGUUUAUGCAAUGACUACUUACAAUAUCCAUUCUGGAUACAGUCAAUCUGGUCACAAUACCUCGGGAUCUCAAUCGAUGGACUCUGGAUGCCAAAUAGGGGGAUCAACAGGUCGUGGAUCAUUAGGCAGAGCAAAUACAGGUUCACUAGGUGGUAAUCGCGGAUCGCUGGCGUCUGUUGGUAAACCAACAAGUUCAACUCUAGCUAGUCUUGCUGGUUUAUUGAGUAACAACGAUAUUAAAACAGAAUCUAAAUGCGAAACAAGUUUUUCUGGUAAAGACAAAGAAGAAAUAUCACAACGAGUAAGAAUAAUGGAUCCAAAUCAAGUGUACGAUGCUAUUAAUCUCGGCAGACGUAUCGAUGUUAUUUGGCCAGAUGAAAAAAUGCGACAACAAGGUGGUAGGUCAGGCUGGCAACAUUGGGUGCCUGAAAGAGGUAUGGAGGGCUGUGUUGUUCACCGAUGGUUGCCUAACCAUCGUGAUCCAAAUCGACGUUCACACGUCGACAAAGUUAUUUUACUUGUAAAAAUAGAUGAUAAAUUUGUGCCGAUUGCCGAACAAGGUGUUAGAGAUUUAGGUGCUGAAGUUUAGUUUCACUACAUGACAAAUAUCUUGUUGUUCUUCCAGGGAUCUUAAUUAUUUCUUAGCAAAAACAAAAACAAAAACAAGGUUGAUGUACAGAAAAAAAAACAAAAUGUGUGAUUAUUAAUUAGUGAUAAACAUUGUUUAGUUACAAUGUAUCGACAUUUUUUUUUUUACGAGACAGCACGAUUUUGCUGAACUCGUUAUUAUACCAAACGCAUUGUAAUAUACUGUAAUAUAAUAAUGUAUGUUAUUAAAAAUGAAUGAAGAUUAUCAUCGUUGCUUAUCAACAAUACGAUAUUGCUUAAUAAUAAUAAUAUUUGUAUAUAAAUGUAUAGUAAAAAAUACUCUUCGUUGUGAUUGAUUAUUAAAAUAUUUUUGUUGGAUUUAAUUCAAGAGAAUACGACGAUAAUAUAUGAGUAUUUAUAUUGUGUAAAAACAAAAUAUGCUAAAUAAUACGAUUAUUAAUAUUUGUAAAUAACGUAAUUCGUGUUUUUCUACAUUUUGUUACAUUUUUUUAAAAAAAAGACUAUAUUAAUAAAUAAUAAGCUGUAAAUAGCCAUUAAAACUUAUAUAUGCAUUAAAGAUGAUAAUAUAAUGGUUAAAUAUUAAAUAGUGAGAAGUAAAAUAAUAAAAGAGAGAGGAAGAAAAAGUAAGAGAGAAGCCCAGGUUUAAAAAUAUAAAAAAUAAAAUAGAAAAAUAUCUUCUCGAAGGAAGACAUAUCUAUUAAAUCAGACGCUUAUUUUAUCUGUUAAAAUCAUUGUCAUUACUGUAAUCAAAUGUUAAUUUAACUUUUAUUAAUAAUUAUAGUACCCGUUAUUUUUUUAUACAUAUAUAUCGUGUUAGCUUUUUUUUUUUAUUUCAAUUAAUCAAAAGCUCAAUCUCACAAUUAUUGUUUACUUAAUUUUAUAAAAAAAUAUUGAAUUUAUUUUGUAAAUAAUAAUAAUUUACUUUUAUUAAUUAUUGGUACUAGAAAAAUUGUGUAUCGUUUUAAUUGGAGAUGAAAAUUUUUAAAAAAUAAUUUGUUCGAUAAUUUAAAAUAAAAUCAGUAAAUCACAGCAUUGCCUUAUCAAGGUGUCACAAGUAACACCUGACUGAUAAUAAAAAAGAAAAAAAUAAUCCUUAGCUAGUCUCAAUUGUUGGUAAAGCCGGUAUUUAAAUUAUUUAAUGACAAAAAAUAAUAAUAAAAACUGUUGAUAAAUUUUAUUAAUUAAUUAAAAGAAGAGAAACAGUCAAGUAAAGAAUUGUAUAGUUGUUUUAUCGGCCUAUUUCUCUUCUAUUUUAAUCAUUAAAUUUUUCUCAUUAAAUAAUAAUUGUAAUAAUAAAUUAUUAUUUAAAUUUAAAAAAAUUGUGUAAUAAAUUUUUAAUUAUUAAAAUUUAUGAAAGUCUCAAUUUAAACAAUUAAACAAUUUUGUGCAAUCUGUUACCUAUAUUUAUAUAAUAAACGCUUCUUUAAAGCACAUCGAUUAAACAAGUUACACAUUUAAAUAUUAUGACACUUUUUAAUGACAAAAGUAUUCUGUAAAUUAAAAUAAUUGUCAAAUGCUUAUUAAUUAUUAUAAUUAUAUUAUUAUAAAUAAAACCAGAAAAUGUCUUUGAUACAUUAAAUAAUUGAUAAUGUACAGAUGAACAAAAGUAAUAGAUUUAAACCAAAUAAAUAAUAUUGUAAUAUUAAUUUAAUUAUUAAAGAGCAUGAAUGAAAUAAAAUU
Microplitis mediator is the source of this 9245-nucleotide messenger RNA. RefSeq names its product pecanex-like protein 1 (gene pcx). The record is from RefSeq and is a predicted model, not a curated record. Gene Ontology annotation, cellular component: endoplasmic reticulum; membrane. Gene Ontology annotation, biological process: endoplasmic reticulum organization. Lineage: Eukaryota; Metazoa; Arthropoda; Insecta; Hymenoptera; Braconidae. The transcript has 10 exons. Bases 652 to 7545 code for a protein of 2297 amino acids.